CCUUCCGCCUCCCGGCUCCACCGUGCGUCCCGGGGCGCUGACCGAGGUUCCGGAGCUGUGGGAACUCCGAGGGCGGCUGUUCUUGUUCCUGCUUGGGCGAAGGCGCGGUUGCAGCGGGCCGGGUCCCUGGGUGCCCCCCAUGGCGGGGCAGCGGGUGGAGGUGGACGGCGGGAUCAUGGAAGGGGGCGGCCAGAUCCUCAGAGUCUCCACAGCCCUGAGCUGUCUGCUGGGCCUCCCUCUGCGGGUGCAGAAGAUCCGCGCGGGCCGCAGCACGCCCGGCCUCAGGCCUCAACAUUUAUCUGGACUGGAAAUGGUUCGAGAUUUGUGUGGUGGACAACUGGAGGGAGCAGAAAUCGGCUCCACAGAAAUAGUCUUCACGCCAGAAAAGAUCAGAGGUGGAAUCCAUACAGCAGACACCAAGACAGCAGGGAGUGUGUGCCUCUUGAUGCAGGUUUCAAUGCCCUGUGUUCUCUUCGCUGCUUCUCCAUCAGAACUUCGCUUGAAAGGUGGAACUAAUGCUGAAAUGGCCCCCCAGAUCGAUUACACCAUGAUGGUCUUUAAGCCAAUUGUUGAAAAAUUUGGUUUUAAAUUUAAUUGUGACAUUAAAAUGAGGGGCUAUUACCCAAAAGGAGGUGGCGAAGUACUCGUGCAGAUGUCUCCAGUUAAACAGUUAAACCCAAUAAAUUUGACUGAUCGUGGCUCUGUGACAAAGAUCUAUGGGAGAGCGUUUGUUGCUGGUGUUCUGCCAUUUAAAGUAGCAAAAGAUAUGGCGGCGGCAGCUGUGAGAUGCAUCAGAAAGGAGAUCAGAGAUCUGUAUGUUAACAUCCAGCCUGUUCAGGAGCCCAGAGACCAAGCAUUUGGCAAUGGCAGUGGAAUAAUCAUUGUUGCUGAGACAUCCACUGGCUGUUUGUUUGCUGGAUCAGCACUUGGCAAACGAGGCGUGAAUGCAGACAAGGUUGGAAUUGAAGCUGCUGAGGUGCUGCUGGCAAAUCUUAGACAUGGUGGAACUGUGGAUGAAUACCUGCAAGACCAGCUAAUUAUUUUCAUGGCACUAGCCAAUGGAAUUUCCAGAAUAAAAACAGGACCAGUUACGCUCCAUACACAAACUGCUAUCCAUUUUGCUGAACAGCUAGCAAAGGCCAAAUUUACUGUGAAGAAGUCAGAAGAUGAAGAGGAUGCCUCUAAAGACACUUUCAUUGUUGAGUGUGAAGGAGUUGGGAUGACAAAUCCUUAUCUAUAGAGUAUCUGCCGUGUAAAUGGUGUACCUCAGUGAUGGAUGGCACUCAUUCAAAGCAUGUUCUUAAAGGACCUGACUAGACUUGGAGAUGAAGGAUGAUGUUCUAGAUUUGCCUCACCAGAAUCCUACUUGAAAUCUCUCCUGCAAUACUGACAGUGCCGUAAGAUUUGAUGGAUAUGUAUGAUUUCAGUAUUUAAGUAUUGAAAUAAAAGUUUCUUUGUACCUGAAGUAAA
Messenger RNA from Dipodomys spectabilis (banner-tailed kangaroo rat), 1470 nucleotides. RefSeq names its product RNA 3'-terminal phosphate cyclase (gene Rtca). Bases 140 to 1240 code for a protein of 366 amino acids. Gene Ontology annotation, molecular function: RNA-3'-phosphate cyclase activity. The transcript is spliced from 11 exons. Gene Ontology annotation, biological process: RNA processing. Gene Ontology annotation, cellular component: nucleus. The record is from RefSeq and is a predicted model, not a curated record. NCBI's taxonomy places the organism in Eukaryota, Metazoa, Chordata, Mammalia, Rodentia, Heteromyidae.